CCACUAAGCAGCGGUUUCCGGUUCCGCCAGUCUCUUUCUCUUCAGCGAGGCGGCCGAGUUGACACCGGGCGAAAAGACACCGUUGCGGAGAUGCAGAUUUUUGUGAAGACCCUGACGGGCAAGACCAUCACCCUCGAAGUCGAGCCCAGCGAUACGAUUGAAAAUGUCAAGGCCAAGAUUCAGGAUAAAGAAGGCAUUCCGCCGGACCAGCAACGUUUGAUCUUUGCCGGUAAGCAGCUGGAGGAUGGCCGCACUCUUUCAGACUACAACAUCCAGAAAGAAUCCACUCUGCAUCUGGUGCUCCGUCUGCGUGGUGGCAUUAUUGAGCCUUCACUUCGCCAACUUGCUCAGAAGUACAACUGUGAUAAGAUGAUCUGUCGCAAGUGCUAUGCCCGCCUGCACCCUCGUGCAGUGAAUUGCCGUAAGAAGAAGUGUGGCCAUACCAACAAUCUGCGCCCAAAGAAGAAGGUCAAAUAAACGGCAAUUUCUGUGGUUAGGCUUUACUUGAAUUAAAGUUCAUAGAAUGGCCUGAAUGUGCUCCGACCUAAUAAAAUUCUCUUUCGUUUGAGGAGAUAA
Molecule: messenger RNA, 576 nt
Organism: Tachyglossus aculeatus (Australian echidna)
Lineage: Eukaryota; Metazoa; Chordata; Mammalia; Monotremata; Tachyglossidae
Gene: UBA52
Product: ubiquitin A-52 residue ribosomal protein fusion product 1
Exons: 5
Coding region: 91-477 (128 amino acids)
Biological process (GO): protein ubiquitination; modification-dependent protein catabolic process; translation
Cellular component (GO): nucleus; ribosome; cytoplasm
Molecular function (GO): protein tag activity; ubiquitin protein ligase binding; structural constituent of ribosome
Source: RefSeq, a predicted model, not a curated record